AUGUCGUUCUCACAGAAGCGCCGUGAGCUUCACGUGCAUUUAGCUAACACCACAUCGGCCUACCCCAGGCCUGCUAGGAUUGCCAACGUUCAGGCCCGGCUUACGCCCCGCAGCCAAAGGAGAUUUAGUAUCAACAUUCAGGAGCGCAUCAGUCGAGACCAAAAGACUAGAACCGAAUACCUCACGCGCUUUGGUCGACUAGGCGUGCAGUCAGCUGCUGUUGCAGCCCGAGGGGCAGUCCGACGCGAAAGCCAGCCGUCCGUUGAGUUCGUUACUUCGCCGCCUAGAAUCCGCCAGGGCCGCCCCAACCAGCCAUUUCUUGUAGACGAUAUAUACCCCUCCGAGGAGCUCGAGAAGCUCUCCCGUCCCUCCCGUUUGGAGCUAAAGCAAGCAUCCGGUCCAUUUCCCAACCGUCACUGGCGAUUGAAGAACCGACCACACACUAUCUUGGACGACACCCCGCAUAACAACGAACUCGCCAUCCCUCAUGUUCCAGAGGCAGUUCGACGAAAGCGUCGAGCGUCAACAAACGAGGUGGACCUAGCCGCUGGCACAUUACAUGCCAUUUUUUCCGGUAAACCCAUCGAUCUUUAUCCAGAUCGCUUCCAAGACCCCGUCCCCAGCCCCGAAGACGCCGUCCCCGACGUCGCUAUGCACGCUGAACCAACUGGACUAGUACAAUCUGUCUUCAAUAUGUUUUUUAGUGUGGCGCAUGCCUUUACUGGCUUUCGCCAGACAGUCACACGUUACAUCUCAAAUCCUGCCCAAGAAGUCGUCGAGACUCGCCAGGAAAGACCUGAUGGCAAUGUUGUCAACAAACGACGAAAGCUUGACCAGCCCAAAGAAUACGAAGGCGAAGUCCAAUGGGCCUCCGACAAACAACUUGAAAGUCUCGAGGGUGCUUGCAACAGAUUCCAUCGUGUGGUCUCUCAUUUCUUGCGGAUGGAUCUGGAUCCAAAGCCCGGCGUGCGAGACUAUUUCAACGACAAACUACGACCAAUUGGCACUUUACUUGCUGGCUCAAUCGGCAACCCUACGCCCAUCAUGUGUGGCAAAAUCCUGCCUCGAAGUCACUCUGGCCUGUACACUUUAUUCCUUGAGCAGCUUUUCGAAAUUCUACCCAGAGUGUAUGAUAAGCGCAAGAUUUCCGAACUGAAAGCUUCUCAUGGUCCGACUCUUCACCCACGCUUGGACCUUGGAUUCUCCUCUCUCGAUUUAGACAUCCUGUUUCAUAUCAGAUCCGUCUUCUCGUUCCAAUCUAUCUCCUACGUCUUAGCCGGCCUGACACACAAUUACGAAGACCCGAAUCCAACCACUCUCGAUAAGCUUACCAUGUUCUUUAUUGAUCGCCUUCUUCUGGACAUCAAUGCCAUCUUCGAAGGGCUUAUACCACCAAGCUACCUUGACUCACCAGAUUAUCUCAAAGAAAUGAUAACUAGAUUUCCGACGCCAGCUCGUGCACCUCUAGUGCAGGAAAUGCCUGGCACGUUCCCAAAUGAAUUAACACGGAGCACACCCCGCCCGACGAGUGCUCCAUCUGAGGUCCCGAACCCACCAGAACCUGUGCAGAAGAAACGGGAAGAGGAAGCUAGAAUCGCAGCCGAAGCAGCCGAGGCGGCAGAACGGGCUGCAGCAGAGAAAGCCCGAAUUGAAUUGGAAGCCCGCCUGGCUCUGACCGGCGGCCUUCGUGUCCCCCGACAAAAGUUUGUGCCCAAACUAUCUGGAGACUGGAACCGAAGGGUCCAUGACACGCUGACCUCAGCACCAACCACCUCGCUCACCACGACCGUUGAGGGUAUCGACCUCAGGCGGCAUGACUUUGCCAAGGUUGUUCCGGAGACUGAGUGGCUCAACGACGAGAUCGUAAACGGCUCACUGAUGUGGCUUGACCAGGCAAUCAACUCGGCUGCUGGCAUUAACGAUGUGAAGAAGCAGACUCGUAAAUGCCUGACAAUGAGUUCCUUCUUCUUUAAGCAGUUGAGGGAAAGGGGGGUUGGACGAACGCAACGCACAUUGAGACGCUAUGGCGUCGAGAAACGAAACUUCCUUGACAUUGAUACCAUUCUACUGCCCAUCUGCGAGCGUUCCCACUGGACACUUCUAGUUGUCCGGCCUUCUAAACGCACCGUAUCCCACAUGGACUCCAUGAAGCCUGUCGGCUCUCCUCUGAACACGAACCUCGCCUUAGCAUGGGUCAAGGAUGUUCUAGAAGACGCAUUUGUUGCUGAAGAGUGGACUGUCGUUAAGCACGAAGCACCCCGGCAGACGAAUGGAUGGGACUGCGGUGUCCAUACAAUUACAAACGCAAUGUGCGUUGCCCUUGGGUUGAACCCCAUCGACUCUUAUUCCACCGAGGAUAUGCCCCUCCAGCGCCUGCGAAUCGCAAGUGUUUUGCUGAACCGAGGGUUCAGCGGGGAUUUCGAUCUGGGAGUGUUUUGA
Clonostachys rhizophaga is the source of this 2439-nucleotide messenger RNA. The record is from the annotation of a GenBank genome assembly. Lineage: Eukaryota; Fungi; Ascomycota; Sordariomycetes; Hypocreales; Bionectriaceae.